Oryza sativa Japonica Group (Japanese rice) is the source of this 1629-nucleotide messenger RNA. RefSeq lists its product as uncharacterized. The record is from RefSeq and is a predicted model, not a curated record. Gene Ontology annotation, cellular component: Golgi apparatus. Lineage: Eukaryota; Viridiplantae; Streptophyta; Magnoliopsida; Poales; Poaceae.
AAAAAGAACAAAAAAAACGACGCCACAGUCCAUUCUUCUUCUGCCCCCCUCCACGCGAGAUCUGCCACGCUCGCUCUCACCCGCCCACGGAUCCGAUCCGCCUCCACUCCCUCCCCCACCGGCGGGCGGCCGCCCGAGCGGCGCGGUGCUCCUCCUCCCUCCUCGUCGUCGUCGUCGGCGCCGGCGAUGGUCGUCUGCAAAUGCCGCAAGGCGACAAGGGUUUAUUGCUUCGUGCACAAGGUUCCUGUCUGCGGCGAAUGCAUCUGCUUCCCGGAGCAUCAGUUAUGCGUGGUUAAAAAUUAUGCUGAAUGGGUUGUUAAUCCUGAUUAUGACUGGCCACAACACUGUUCAUCUUGCAAUUCUGUUCUGGAAGCUGGAAGCGAAGAAACUACACGAUUGGGUUGCUUGCAUGUGAUGCACACAAGAUGUUUGAUCUCACACAUACAAAGUUAUUCAACCCAAACUGCACCAGCUGGAUAUGUUUGUCCUUCAUGUUCUACACCUAUAUGGCCUCCUUCAACUAUUAAAGAUACUGGCUCGCGCCUUCACUCUAAACUAAAGGAAGCAAUAGCCCAGACUGGAUUGGAGAAGAACGUAUUUGGAAAUCAUUUUGUGACAAUGCCUAAAGCUGAUACUCGCACCCCUCCUGCUUUUGCUUCAGAUCCUCUUAAACGUGUAUCCAUUUCUGGUGAUAGAGAAUCAAAUGGUGCAAACAUAAUCAAUUCUGCUAUAGAUGCAAAUGUGCAAUCUGGUGGAAUGUAUUCUUCUGCUACUGUGGGAUCUGGGACACCUAGUCACGUUGAACCAGAAAUAGUUGAAAUAGAUGGUCCAAGUCCAAUAACAACUCAGUUCCCUGAACAGGAGUCCAACUUCAUCAGAAGUCCUAGCCCACAUGGGCCGAGUGCCAUGACAAGAAAAGGUGCUAACUAUGUUGAGAGACAAAAUUCAGAGAUUUCUUAUUAUGCUGAUGAUGAGGACGCAAACCGCAAGAAGUAUACCAAAAGGGGUACAUUCCGUCACAAAUUUCUAAGGAUGCUGCUACCUUUCUGGUCCAGUGCAUUGCCAACACUGCCAGUUACAGCACCUCCUAGAAAAGAGAGUGAUGCUCCAGAGGGCCGUUCACGACAUCAAAAAUCAUCAAGAAUGGAUCCUACAAAGAUCUUACUUGCAUUGGCGAUCAUGGCAUGUAUAGCAACAAUGGGGAUACUUUAUUACCGUUUGACACAACGCAGUCUUUCCGAGAACUUUAUUGAGGAUGAACCUCAAUAGUACCCUGAGGUUGUCAAUCUUGCAGUUCAUUCCUGGUGCUAUGCUGCUGAUUCCAAGGGUUUUAUACCCUCCUUGUAUUUCUUUUCUUCUCCCUUUUUGUGGGGCUUUCUUGGUGGCUGAGAUGGGUAGUUAGAUACUACAUAAGAAUUAUAGUAGACUGCUUCCAUAUGAUGAUUGAUGUGCAUGUUUAUGUAACUAUAAUGCUAUAAAAUAUCCUCUUUGUUAUUUACACCUGAUGAGAAAUCAUAGAAAUUGCCACCAUUUGUUUAUCUACCUCAGGAUAUUAUGUAUUUCUGGCUGCUUUUUUAUGGUGCCUUCAAAACUGUUAGAGAUGCUAAUUUAAUGGUGAUUACCACUUUA